Fomitiporia mediterranea MF3/22 is the source of this 453-nucleotide messenger RNA. RefSeq lists its product as uncharacterized. The transcript is spliced from 3 exons. Bases 1 to 453 code for a protein of 150 amino acids. NCBI's taxonomy places the organism in Eukaryota, Fungi, Basidiomycota, Agaricomycetes, Hymenochaetales, Hymenochaetaceae. The record is from RefSeq and is a predicted model, not a curated record.
AUGUCAAGCAAGUUUGGUUUUAAACGCAGCUCCACAAAAACUACAUCCGAGAGUACGGGCGGAAGCUCUAAGGGCCACAGUUGGCACAAGGCUUCUAGCGAUCGUGGAAAGCUGCCUCGAAAGGAGUAUGGCGCGUUGAUGGCAGCACUUAAUACCCAUCGUAACGGCGAGGGUUAUGAUCUGUAUUGGAGAAAGACGGAUGACGGUGGGGUAGAAGCCAUCGUUGCAAAGAGUGCACCUGCCGGAGAAUAUCAACAAUCACAAGGUGAAGCUCUUACGAAAGUAACAUUUGGCAAGGGAGAUUUCGGUAAUAAAUCCAACUGGGGUGCUCUUAUGAAUGUUGAGCAGUAUGGUGAAGACGCGGAUUGGGAAGCAAUGAUGGCUAGGCGCGGCAGCGUUGCAAAUAAUGCGGCGGGAGAUAUGCCCGAUCUGGACACUCACGGCUUAACAUAA